AUGAAAUUCAUGUGUGUUGAAAAAUAUUUAAUGAGAUUAGAGCACAAUUUAGUAGUAUUUCAAUCGUCAACAUCAUCAGAAUGGCUUAUGCUAAAUUGACUUCAUCAGUGAUGUUGCUGGUGAUAUUUUUGAGCUUAACAGUGAAAAAUGUUCAUUCCAUAAAAUGUUAUGUGUGCGACAAUUGUUUGAACGUGGAUUCGAAUACUCCAACUCAAGACAACUGUGGUGCAUGCAUUAAAGGAGGUGUUCCGAAAAUUUUCAUGCAAAGAAAAUGUGUUGACUCAUGCACAGAUGUCGCGUCUAAAUUCCCUAUCAAGGAUCUCCUCGACUGCUGUACAACUGAAUUGUGCAAUGAUGCUAAGAAAUUAACGCCCUUUGUAUCGGUGACAAUUGCACUUUGCUUCAUUUGGAGAAUGUUAACCGGUCCCAGAUUGAACUGACUUGAAUUCACCUGAACUGAGUCAGCCCACAUCGAGACUUUCAGACGGAGUAGCUGGUGUUUGUUUUUUUGCUUUGUUUUCUUGUGAUUUUUGUUUACAAACAUUUGAGUACUGUUGCAUCAAUUUUUGUCUUCAUUUAUUCUGUACAAGUUGAAGUUGAUAUUUUCUUCUUUCUAAAUUAUUAUUCUUUUGUAUGAUGUGCUGUAAAUUAACUUGAAGUUUACUUAAAAAUUGAUUAAUACAAAUUCCUUCUAACUAA
This is a messenger RNA of Trichobilharzia regenti, 699 nucleotides long. The record is from the annotation of a GenBank genome assembly. NCBI's taxonomy places the organism in Eukaryota, Metazoa, Platyhelminthes, Trematoda, Strigeidida, Schistosomatidae.